This is a messenger RNA of Rotaria sp. Silwood2, 3440 nucleotides long. Lineage: Eukaryota; Metazoa; Rotifera; Eurotatoria; Philodinida; Philodinidae. The record is from the annotation of a GenBank genome assembly.
GGGGGUUGUGUGGGUGGGUGUUUGGGGUGGGGGGGGUGGGGGGGGGGGGGGGGGGGGGGGGGGGGGGGGGGGGGGGGGGGGGGGGGGGGGGGGGGGGGGGGGGGGGGGGGUCUGGAUGUGGUGUGGGCGUGGAUGGGUGGCGGUAUGUGAGUGGAGAUGUGGGUCUAAGUUCAUGUGUGGGUUCUUCAUCUUUUUAUUAUUCUCACAUCCACACCCAUACCCCAGAUUCACGCCCAUAUCUCAUACCCACAGCCAUACCCCACACUCUAAAAAAAAAGGGUCAUUACGGAACCUGUGUCCAAGGAAAGAACUUUUAAAGUUUCGUAUGAAUCUACCGAACUUUAAAAUGUUGUUGCAAUAAUAUUCGAAUCUUCUUUAGGUUCGAUAGAUUCAUACGAAACCUCAAAGGUUCUUCCCUGGACGCAGGUUCCGUAAUAAACCUAAUUUUUUCAGAGUGCAGACUCACACCCAUAUCCCACAUCCACACGUCAUGCCACACAUUCCAAACCCACACCCCACACUCACAUCCAUCCUCAUAUUCCAUACAAUUCUCUGCACACAAAUGUCUUACACACAAUCGUUAUGGACCCAUCGUCAAAAUCCCGUAAAAAUGGACGAUUUUAUCGCGAUUUAUAAUGCGGAUUAAUUGUGCCAUCUAUCACGAUAAAAUCGUUAAAAUAAGGCGACUUUUCGUCAGUUUUUUUCAAAAAAAUCUUGAUUCAUAACGAUUUCGGCGAAAUAAUUAUCUGUUCACCGCGAUAUGAUCGUCGACUUUUUUAAAAAUCGCGAUUAAUCGUCCAAACCAAGGCGAUUUUGAAGACAUGAGUCUAUUGUUAAAUAAAUGAAUAUUUACUAGCAACAAUUUUAUUUUUCAUCAUAUGUUCAGCAGUUGGAUAUUCAGUUCAAUAAAUUAUUUAUUGAUAUUUGAAUUAAAAAUAACUUCGACAAAUUUUUCUGUCGAAGUUGUAACUUCGAUUACUGUGAGUGUCGAAGUUAUAACUUCGUUGAGCAGUGUAACUACGAUACGACAUAUACAUAUAAGUAAAUGAAAAUGUGAAGAAGAAAAAAAGUGAAGAAUCGGAAGCGUUGAAAGCAAAUCGACUGAGUAAUGACAAACACUAUGCACAUUUUUUCUUUCCAUAUUAAUGAAAUCGAGAACUAGAAGUGAAAACAACGAGACACAUAGCACUAGUUUUUAUACUACUGCUUGUUACUGUCAUUAUUGAUGAAUGAGUAUUGAAAUGGGUUCUGUCCCAAAUGAAAAUAAUGAGCCAUGUAAAUAUACCAAUAGUCUGAUAAAAAUAUGUAAGACGUGCUCGAUCAUGAGAAACGUUGGUUUUCUCCCAUUGCUCAGACCACUUCCAUUGAUGCACCUUGUUCGUCGUGAAAUGUAUCACGUGCCAAAGAAAGCAAAGAACCAGUUGAAGGAAAAUUAAUCACACGUGAAUCAUGCAUCACUUUUACCUUGCCGCUGUCUGCUUCAUUUAGGUCGAUGUGGGUGUGAGCAUAUGUGAUGUUUUCGUUGACACUCAGGCUCAAAGUCACACGCACCCAAACUAAACCCACAUCCUAUGACUUUAGUCACCAUAUACGGGAGAUAUGGAGUUUCGUUAAAGAAAGACAUGUUAUAUUCUAUAGAUUCAAGUAGAUGUGAAAUCAUAUGUCAUUUGACUAAUGUUGCAUUUCUAUUCUGCUAGAUAAUAAGAAUUUCGAAAUCAGCUUAUUUCAAAAUUGCCUAUAUAUGUUUGUUUUAUAAGAGAUGUAGUUCAAUGGUUUCCAUCAAUACAUCUCACCUCUUUGUUACAUAUGCCUCACUACAACAGAAACGGUUCUUUUUAUGUUAUUCUAGUUUAUAUCUACAAUAUUGCAGUACAUCAGGUUUAGAAUGCUCUGUCCGAAAAGUUUAAUUCGGACUUCAAUGGAAAUUUUUAAAAAGAAUAUUCUUGAAAAUAGUAUGAACAAUUGCCUGAAGUCAAGAAGAACUUUCUCUGAGCCUCAAAUUUCUUAUAAACAAACAAAAUACGAUAGUAACACUCUGCAAAGAUCGAUCAUAGAAUCUCUUAGAAUGCAAUAAUAUGAGUUGAACUCAAGCGCAGCAUAAUUCACUUCUCGAUAUUCUUCGAUUAUGAUAAAUAUUAAACGCACGAAUUUUGAUCCAUCUUUCCGAAUAGAAUUGAAUGAAAUUUACUUAAGGGAACUAAACAGCAGCAAGGUAGGAGCGAUGCAUCACUCACGUGUGAUUAAUUUCCCUUCAACUGGUUCUUUGCUUACUUUGACACGUGAUACAUUUCACGACGAACAAGAUGCAUCGAUGGAAGUGGUCUGAGCGAUGGGAGAAAACCAAUAUUUCUCAUGAUCGAGCACCUCACACAGAUUUUUAUCAGACUAUUGGUAUAUUUACAUGGCUCAUCAUUUUCAUUUGGGAUAGAACCCUUUUCAACACUCACUCAUCGAUAAUGACAGUAACAAACAGUAGUAUAAAAACUAAUGCUAUGUGUCUGCUUCUUUUCACUUCUACUUUUCGAUUUCAUUAAUAUGAAAAGGAAAGGUGUGCGUAGUGUUAGUCAUUACCCACUCGCCGCGCUUUCAACACUUGUGAUUCUUCACUUGUUUAUGUUAUUUCUCUCUCCUUCUCUAUUUAGUCAUUAGAAUAGUCAUCUUCAUUUACUUUGUAUUCCUUUAGAUAAUAAAUAAGAAAUUUCUCCAAGAGGAAAUAUCAAUAUGUUUUCCUCGAUAAUCAUCUAUCCUCUCCUUUUUCUUCAUAUAUUCGUCACUGUUCCAGGUUACAAUUACGUAAAGGACAUUCAGUUCAAAAGUUUGCUUCUUCGAAGACUUGCUCACUCAGCUUGUUCUGAUCCACGGGAAUGUCGGUCGAAAUGGGGCUCCUGUGGAAUAGGAUUAGCUUAUUGUGGUCAUAAUUGUGUGGCGGGUCCAUGCAUGCAACCUGCUGGUAAUGGUGAAUUUGAUCUCGCUUGUCCUAAUCCAAGCGAAUGUCGAUCGAAAUCGGGUUUCUGUGGGUCCGGAUCAGAUUAUUGCAGUGAUGGUUGUGUGGCGGGUCCAUGCACAGGAACAGAUGAUAAUAAUAACGGUGAUAACGAUAAUAACGUUGAAGAUAAUAAUGGCGAUGAUAAUGCUGCUGAUGCCACUAAUAAUGGCAAUGAUAAUACUGCUGAUGCCAAUAAUAAUGGUGAUGAUACUACUACUGAUGCCAAUAAUAAUGGUGAUGAUACUACUACUGAUACCAAUAAUAAUGGUGAUGAUAAUAACGAUGGUGAUAACGAUAAUAACGUUGACGAUAAUAAUGGCGAUGAUAAUGCUGCUGAUGCCAAUAAUAAUGGUGAUGAUACUACUACUGAUGCCAAUAAUAAUGGUGAUGAUACUACUACUGAUACCAAUAAUAAUGGUGAUGAUACUACUACUGAUGCCAAUAAUAAUGGUGA